Molecule: messenger RNA, 1116 nt
Organism: Iphiclides podalirius (scarce swallowtail)
Lineage: Eukaryota; Metazoa; Arthropoda; Insecta; Lepidoptera; Papilionidae
Source: the annotation of a GenBank genome assembly
AUGGGGCAGCCGCUUCGUCAGCAGCCGCUGGUGCAGCUUCAGGUCCAGGACUCAUACGGGCCUCUGGCACCUUACGGAUCCAGCGCUAGUGCUGCAAGUGCUGCAGCUUCAGGUCCAGGUGGAAAUGGCUAUGGCAGCAAUGGAUUGGGAGGACUAGGUAGCGGAGCCAAUGGAGCAGCAGCUUCAUCAGCAGCCGCUGGUGCAGCUUCAGGUCCAGCCGCAUCAGCAGCCGCUGGCGCAGCUUCAGGACCAGGUGGAAACAGCAUAGUACGAGAGAUCACAAUUUACGGGCCAGGUGGAAACGGCUACGGCAGCAAUGGAUUGGGAGGACUAGGUAGCGGUGCCAAUGGAGCAGCAGCAUCAUCAGCAGCCAGUGGCGCAGCUUCAGGAGCAAGCGGAAACGGCUAUGGCAGCAAUGGAUUGGGAGGACUAGGUAGCGGAGCCAAUGGAGCAGCCGCUUCAUUAGCAGCCGCUGGUGCAGCUUCAGGAGCAAGCGGAAACGGCUACGGCAGCAAUGGAUUGGGAGGACUAGGUAGCGGUGCCAAUGGGGCAGCCGCUUCAUCAGCAGCCGCUGGUGCAGCUUCAGGUCCAGGUGGAAAUGGCAUAGUACGAGAGUUCACAAUUUACGGGCCAGGUGGAAACGGCUACGGCAGCAAUGGAUUGGGAGGAUUAGGUAGCGGUGCAAAUGCAGCAGCAUCAGCAGCCGCAGCCGGAGCUUCAGGUCCAGGUGGAAACGGCUAUGGCAGCAAUGGAUUGGGAGGACUAGGUAGCGGAGCCAAUGGAGCAGCCGCUUCAUCAGCAGCCGCUGGUGCAGCUUCAGGACCAGGUGGAAAUGGCCUAGUCCGAGAGAUCACAAUAUACGGGCCAGGUGGUAACGGCUACGGCAGCAAUGGAUUGGGAGGACUAGGUAGCGGUGCCAAUGGAGCAGCAGCAUCAUCAGCAGCCGUGGCGCAGCUUCAGGAGCAAGCGGAAACGGCUAUGGCAGCAAUGGAUUGGGUUGCCAAUGGAGCAGCCGCUUCAUCAGCAGCCGCUGGUGCAGCUUCAGGUCCAGGUGGAAAUGGCAUAGUACGAGAGGUCCAGGUGGAAACGGCUAUGGCAGCAAUGGAUUGGGAGGAC